Messenger RNA from Sipha flava (yellow sugarcane aphid), 1831 nucleotides. It is a transcript of the gene l(2)dtl, whose product is annotated as protein lethal(2)denticleless. Gene Ontology annotation, molecular function: protein-macromolecule adaptor activity; protein binding. Gene Ontology annotation, biological process: mitotic G2 DNA damage checkpoint signaling; proteasome-mediated ubiquitin-dependent protein catabolic process. The record is from RefSeq and is a predicted model, not a curated record. Gene Ontology annotation, cellular component: nucleus. Lineage: Eukaryota; Metazoa; Arthropoda; Insecta; Hemiptera; Aphididae. The coding region runs from base 149 to 1714 and encodes 521 amino acids. The transcript is spliced from 9 exons.
GGCCGGUUGCAGCUGUUACUGUUUAUACUUCGUGCCGAGUUGAUCAAAAACGGGAAAAUUCUUCUGACGCUCCUGAUAAACAGAGGAAAAACAGAACGGUCUCGAAUAUUGUACUCUACGCAUUUCACAGUCAAUAGUUUCAGACGUCAUGGAUCCGAACAACGUCAUUUUGUACUAUCUAAACAGAAGACAACUUGGUUACGAGGGAAUUAGAAAUAAUGUCAAAGAAAUUGUUAUUGAUCAAAUGGGCCACAAAUAUUCAAGCAAGGGACACAAUAUUUCUAUUGGGAAUACAUUUGCCUGCAAAUUUAGCAGAAAUAAAAAUAACUUACACUUGCUCGGUUGCUCAACAGAACAUGGUGAAAUAAUCAUUCAACCAACUUUAACUGAUAAUCAGAUUGUACAAGGGCCAAUUACACGAAAUGCUGUACAUAACAAUGCUAUUUUUAACUUCGCAUGGGCAGAACCAGAAAUGAAAAUAGUAACUGCCUGUGGAGAUCAAACAUCAAAAUUAUUUUCAGUAACUCCAUCAGGAAAUCUUGUAGAAAUAAAAGUGUUUCCACAUAACUCAUCAGUUAAAAGUGUUAUGUUUUGUCCAGGAUCUUCUAAUGUAUUUUGUGGUGGAGCUAUUGAUGGUUCUAUUAAAGUUUGGGAUGCACGUAUGAAUCAUAAUCCAAAUGCUUUAGAGUUUGAUCGCAAAAUACCUAAUUCACAUGCUAUCUAUGGUCUUAAAAAGAGAAAACCAAUUAAAGUAUUUGGAAUUUCUGCUCUGUUAUUCAUGAAUGAACAAACAGUUAUAUCUAGUUCCUUAUUAGAUGGUAUUAUUAAGGUAUGGGACUUGCGUAAAUCAUACCGCAACGUAAAAAUAUUUGGUGAACCUUUACCACGCAUGAGAUAUUAUCAUAAACAAAAACCUAAAACAAUUUUUGUUGGUUUUAUGGACAUGAUAACUAAUCCUCAAUUAACUCGUUUGUAUGCAAGUGGUGUGAAUAAUAUGGUCUAUAGUUACGCAUUGGAUUCUACAGAGAGCAAUGCUCUAUGCCAAUACUCUGGUUAUUCCUAUGAAACUAACUAUUCCAAAAUAAGUAUUAGUAAUGAUGGACGUUAUCUAUUUAGUGGAUGUAAUUAUAAUUCAGGUGUUAUAUGGAACACAGAUUUUCCACAUACUGAAAAACCCGUAAUAAAUAUGAUCACUAAAGACCCUAUAAAGAAAGAACUAAGUAGUUCUGAUUGGUGUGCAGAUCCAGCUUGUAUGAAAUUGGCAACUAGUUCUGAUUCAUUACCAAAUAUAUGGACAAUCCAUCCAUCUGUUGAAAAUAAUGAGAAUAUGGAAACAAAAAUAAUAAGAACUGCAUCACAUAAAUAUAAAUUUCCUCCAAGAGUGUAUACUGCUCCAAUCAAACUUGAUGCUUUACUCAAAGAAAAAUAUGAAAAAGAAACAGAGGAAGACAUGGAAAAUUGGGACACUAUGACUCAAAAUAAUGUACAAAAUGUUUGUAAUUUACCAGUUACUCCUAAAAAACCAUGGAAAGUUAUGUUUUCAAAAAAAACAUCACCACAGCGAAAAACUAAAUCCAAACAGUCUUCACCGGUUACACCAACUUCAAAUAGAAAAAGAAAGAAGAGUAGUGUAUCACCUAAAAAUUUAAUUGAUCAUUAUUUUCCAUUGAAUAACAAACGGAAAAAAUUAAAUCCUGUAAAUGAAAAUGAGUAAUUUAUAAUAAGUAUGACAAAGACUAUAUUAUUAUUAUAUAGACUGAUUAAACUUGUUUCAAAUGCUGUUACAUUUUUUUAAGGAUAAUUUAAGUAACCUUAAACUAUAUUUAUUCUG